This is a messenger RNA of Dendrobium catenatum, 1065 nucleotides long. RefSeq names its product tropinone reductase homolog At5g06060. The coding region runs from base 58 to 876 and encodes 272 amino acids. Gene Ontology annotation, molecular function: oxidoreductase activity. The record is from RefSeq and is a predicted model, not a curated record. The transcript has 5 exons. NCBI's taxonomy places the organism in Eukaryota, Viridiplantae, Streptophyta, Magnoliopsida, Asparagales, Orchidaceae.
UAUAAGAAGGAGAGAGAGAGAGAGAGAGAGAGAGAGAGGAGCUGCUGCAUUUUAGUUAUGGGUGAUGCAGAGCACGGGAAGUGCCGUAAAGCAGGGCGAUGGUCGCUUGAAGGAAUGACGGCUCUCGUCACCGGUGGCACAAGAGGAAUCGGUAACGCGGUCGUGGAGGAGCUGGCUGAGCUGGGAGCGGUUGUCUACACGUGCUCUCGGAAAGAAUCGGAGCUUAAUGAUUGUUUGAAGAAAUGGGAGGGGUUAGGGUUACGCGUUUCUGGCUCUAUUUGCGACCUCUCCGUUCGGGAGCAGCGGGUGGAUUUGAUACAGAAGGUAUCCUCGGUGUUUGAUGGAAAGCUCAAUAUCCUUAUAAACAAUGUUGGAACAAAUAUAAGGAAACCUACAGUUGAUUAUUCUGAAGAGGACUACUCUUUCAUUAUGAAGACCAACUUUGAUGCAGCAUUCCAUAUUUGCCAACUUGCACAUCCUCUUCUCAAAGCCUCGGGAAACGGGAGCAUUGUAUUCAUCUCCUCGGUUGCUGGUGUGGUAGCCAUAUCUAGCGGUGUAAUUUAUGCUGCCACAAAAGCUGCAAUGAAUCAGAUCACAAAAAAUCUUGCAUGUGAGUGGGCAAAAGACAACAUUCGUAUCAAUUCUGUUUCACCAUGGUAUAUCAAGACUUCACUCGUAAACCAUUUGUUGGAGAAAGAGAACUUUCUUAAUAGCGUGGUGUCUCGAACUCCUCUAAAUCGUGUUGGAGAAGCAGAGGAAGUAUCAUCGCUGGUAGCAUUUCUUUGUAUGCCUUGUGCUUCAUAUAUAACUGGGCAAAUCAUUUCGGUUGAUGGUGGCAUGACAGUAAAUGGAUUUUACCCAUACCCCAAAGAUUGAAGCAGGACUAUACGUCUAUUGAAAGACAUUUUAUUGCUUCAGUAAUGUUCAUGCCAAGCUUUUUUUAAACCCAGAUUUACUAUGACUUUACCAUAGUUGGCAACAGAUGGUAUAAUGGCCUGCCCUUAAUAAUGUUAGAAACAAAACAACCGUUCUCAAGCUUUUGGCAAUGGUGCUCUUAUUGAUAUA